AUGAAGAAACAGGGUUGUGAGAUUGAGGCCAUUGGCAUCAACUACACAAUCUACCAACACAAAAAGGGCCCAAUCCUCAGUAGCCAAAAGACCCGGCCCGCUGCCCGCCAGGUCCUCAAUGACGUCAGCCUCACCGCCAAACCUUGGGAAAUCCUCGCCAUCGUCGGUCCCAGCGGCGCCGGCAAAUCCUCCCUCCUCGAGAUUCUCGCCGGCAAAAUCCGCCCUCAGUCUGCCCGCAUCUACGUCAACGGGCAGCCCGUGGACAAGGCCCGUUUCAAGAAGCUCUCGGGCUAUGUCACCCAGAGGGACACCCUUUUCCCGCUCCUCACCGUGGAGGAGACCUUGAGGUUCAGCGCCCGCCUGCGCCUCGGGCUAUCCGAGCCCGAGCUAACCUCACGGGUCAAGUCCCUUAUGCAGGAGCUCGGCCUGUGCCACGUGGCCGCCACACGGGUCGGCGACGACCGAGCCCGCGGGAUCUCCGGCGGCGAGCGGCGGCGCGUCUCGAUUGGCGUGGAAGUGAUCCACGAGCCGGAGGUGCUGAUUCUGGACGAGCCCACCUCCGGGCUCGACAGCUGCUCUGCUCUCCAGAUUCUCGACCUGCUCAAGGCCAUGGCCGAGACCCGCGGCAGAACAGUAAUUCUAAGCAUCCACCAGCCCGGUUUCCGAAUCGUGAAGCUGUUUGGCUCCAUUCUGUUGCUCGCAAACGGCGCCGUUGUGCACCACGGCUCCACCGAUUUGCUUUCUGUCAACUUGACCCUGAUGGGCCUCCAGCUUCCUGUCCACGUCAAUGUGGUCGAAUUUGCAAUUGAGUCCAUCGAGGCCAUCCAGAGCCGGAAAAUGGCUUCAGCUCGUGAAACAGCCCGGAAAGCGUCUGAGGAUGGCCCGAGUAAAACGGGCCGGUCCACCUUGCAGCAGCUCUUCCAGCAGUCCAAGGUGGUGGACGAGGGGCAUCUCGGUCCUGGCCUAGAUUUCCACCAUGGGUUCGCCAACUCGCGGGCCCGUGAGACUGCUGUCCUGACCCACCGCUUUGGGAAGAACAUCUAUCGGACGAGGGAGCUGUUCGCGUGCAGGUCGGUGUCCAUGCUUGUGUCGGGGCUUGCUCUGGGCUCGAUUUUCUACAAUCUUGAGGACAAUUUGCUCGGGGCAGCCGAGCGUGUCGGGCUUUUCGCAUUCAUACUGACCUUCUUGCUAUCGAGCACGACCGAGGCCCUCCCGAUUUUCUUGCAAGAAAGGGAGAUAUUGAUGCGUGAGACAUCUAGCGGGAGCUAUAGGGUCUCGUCAUAUGCGAUCGCAAAUGGACUUGUGUACCUGCCGUUUUUGCUCUUUCAAGCGAUUUUAUUCUCCGUGCCCGUUUACUGGUUGGUGGGGUUGAACCGUGAUUUUAUGGCUUUCGCGCGUUUCUUGGUGUUGAUCUGGUUGAUUUUGUACACGGCGAAUUCGGUGGUGGUGUGUUUUAGCGCGUUGGUCCCCAACUUCAUUGUCGGUAAUUCGGUGAUAUCGGCGGUCAUGGGGUCGUUCUUCUUGUUUUCGGGCUACUUUAUUUCGAACCAUGGGAUUCCAAGUUAUUGGAAGUUCAUGCACUACAUAUCGUUGUUUAAGUACCCGUUUGAAGGGUUGUUGGUUAACGAGUUCUCGGACUCGAGCAAGUGUUUGGAUUACAUGUUUGGGACGUGCGUGGUGAGAGGGGAGGACGUGUUGAGGGAAGAAGGGUACGGUGGGAAGGAGAGCGGGUGGAGGAAUUAUGUGAUCAUCGCAUCUUUCAUUUUGUUUUACAGGUUUAUUUCCUAUGUCAUUCUGAGGUAUAAAUGUUCCCAGUCGGGGAUGAAGGGGUUUUUCAUAUGA
Messenger RNA from Striga hermonthica, 1842 nucleotides. NCBI's taxonomy places the organism in Eukaryota, Viridiplantae, Streptophyta, Magnoliopsida, Lamiales, Orobanchaceae. The record is from the annotation of a GenBank genome assembly.